UUCCAUGAAGCAGAAGAAAACAAAAUAAUUGAAGAGCAAACCAACAAAAACGUCGUGCAAAUGCACCCCCAAAAUCUUCAAUUUUAAGAACUCUUUUUCAUUUCCCCUCUGCAGUCUAUACCCCGCCAAUACCCAAACUGUGAAACGAUCGGAUACCGCCAUGACGACGCCUCCCAAAGCCGACUACUACGCCCCUUUACCAAUACACGUACCCCAAAGCUACGUCGUUUUAACCCCAUACUACCCCUCCCCCAACCGUGGCCGCUGCCGUAUGAUCUGCACCUUUUCACUAGUCCUCCUGGCGGCCAUGGUGUACCUCUUUUGGCCUUCCGAGCCGGACAUGAAGAUCGUACGGCUUCGGAUGAAGCGCAUUCACAUCCACACCGUGCCGCGCGUGGCCGUGGACAUUUCCAUGUUCGUGACAGUGCGGGUCCGGAACACCGACGUGUACUCCAUGGACUACAGGGCGCUUGAGGUGGCGGUUGGCUACAGGGGUAAGAAGCUGGGGCACGUGCGCUCGGAGCAGGGGCACGUGAGGGCCAGAGGGUCGUCCUACGUGGACGCCGAGCUGGACUUCGACGGGGUCGAGCUCCUGGCCGACCUGGUGCACCUUCUGGAGGACCUGGCCAAGGGUACGGUGCCGUUUGAUACUGUUACGAAAAUAGAAGCCCAGCUGGGCCUGCUCUUCUUUCAAGUCCCACUACUGGCAAAAGUAUCAUGUGAAGUGGUGGUAAAUACGAUGAAUCAGACCAUUGCCCGUCAAAAUUGCUAUGCUGAGUGAUGAUUAAGAUGUAGAGGGCAAAAGCUGAAAGGAGUGUCCCGCGCGUGUCCAAGUUCCCUCGGUUUGAAGCAUGGAUAGUCCAUGACAAUAUUCGGGUAUAUCACAUACCGGAUUCCUAUAUAUUUUGUAAUGAUAUGAUAAAUUAAAUACUCUAAUCUAGGGGGUGUAAAAAUACAUAUAUAUAUUUAUUUAUCAUCCGGUAGCCUAUUACCAUGUGUGAAGUAAAUAUUAUUCUUACUUUAAUACAAGUUUAAUUGUCUU
Messenger RNA from Corylus avellana, 1042 nucleotides. RefSeq lists its product as uncharacterized. The record is from RefSeq and is a predicted model, not a curated record. Gene Ontology annotation, biological process: defense response to other organism. NCBI's taxonomy places the organism in Eukaryota, Viridiplantae, Streptophyta, Magnoliopsida, Fagales, Betulaceae.